Messenger RNA from Plodia interpunctella (Indianmeal moth), 4453 nucleotides. RefSeq names its product lissencephaly-1 homolog. Gene Ontology annotation, biological process: brain morphogenesis; vesicle transport along microtubule; nuclear migration. Gene Ontology annotation, molecular function: dynein complex binding; microtubule plus-end binding. The record is from RefSeq and is a predicted model, not a curated record. Bases 266 to 1501 code for a protein of 411 amino acids. Lineage: Eukaryota; Metazoa; Arthropoda; Insecta; Lepidoptera; Pyralidae. Gene Ontology annotation, cellular component: cytoplasmic microtubule; neuron projection; neuronal cell body. The transcript has 10 exons.
GUUGAACGAAUCAAACGGAUAGAAACAGUGUUGAGUUGAUGAGCCACUGUCUGCGACUUACAACGAAAACGGUUUCUGCCUUUAGUCUUUCUUGUGUGAAGUGUAUAUCUCGUGUGUGUUAUUUAAUUGGAACAGUGUAAAUUUGAGUGUUAUUGUGUUUUAUGUGAUAAUGGCAACGGUGGUCCUGCCGUCGCCCGCGUGAAUUUGUAAGACUCUAGUGCAGUGAACCUUACGGGCCCGCCGCCUCACGCGUCACCCGACCACGAUGAAAAUGGUGUUGUCACAACGGCAACGGGAGGAGCUGAACAAAGCGAUCGCCGAUUAUCUAGGCAGCAAUGGCUAUACGGACGCGCUGGAAGCGUUCAAGAAGGAAGCUGAUAUGAGCGGUGAGAUGGAUCGCAAGUUCGGAGGCCUUCUCGAGAAGAAAUGGACGUCGGUCAUCAGACUACAGAAGAAGGUGAUGGAACUGGAGUCGAAGUUAUCGGAGGCACAGAAGGAAUUCAUAGAGGGAGCACCGACUCGCGGUAAGCGUACCCCGGCGGAAUGGAUCCCACGACCGCCAGAGAAGUUCAGUCUUUCCGGACACCGGGCCACCAUUACUAAGGUAAUAUUCCACCCAGUGUUCAGUUUGAUGGUGUCCUCGAGCGAGGACGCGACCAUCAAAGUGUGGGAAUUCGAGAGUGGCGAGUACGAACGAACUCUGAAGGGCCACACCGACUCCGUUCAGGACAUCGCAUUUGACCACCAUGGCAAACUCCUUGUAUCGUGCAGCGCGGACAUGUCGAUCAAGCUGUGGGACUUCAACCAGACGUUUGAGUGCAUGAAGACGAUGCACGGGCAUGACCACAAUGUGUCGUCUGUGGCGUUCUCCCCUAGCGGCGACAUCGUCUAUUCCGCCAGUCGAGACAAGACCAUCAAGGCGUGGGAAGUGGCUACUGGUUACUGCAUCAAGACAUACAAAGGGCACCGCGAGUGGGUUCGAAUGGUGCGCGUUUCUGCUGACGGUACGCUAUUGGCGUCCUGCUCUAAUGAUCAGACUGUGCGAAUUUGGAACGCCGACACCAACGAGUGCAAGAUGGAGCUCCGCGAACACGAGCACGUGGUGGAGUGCGUGGCAUGGGCGCCCGAGGCGGCGGCGGCGGCCGUCAACGAGGCGGCCGGCGGCGACAACCGCCGCGCCAACCACAUGGGGCCCUUCCUCGCCAGCGGCUCCCGGGACAAGACUGUCAAGAUCUGGGAUGUGAGCACGGGGCAGUGCCUGGCGACGCUGGUGGGACACGACAACUGGGUGCGGGGGCUGGCGUGGCACCCGGGCGGCCGCUACCUGCUCACCGCCUCCGACGACAAGACUCUGCGCGUGUGGGACGUGCCACACUGCCGCUGUCUCAAGACGCUGCAGGCGCACCAGCACUUCGCCACCAGCCUCGAUUUCCACAGGAGCUUGCCAUACGUGAUAUCGGGCAGCGUUGACCAGACCGUCAAAGUUUGGGAAUGUCGCUAGGAGCGUUGCCAUUUUAGUAACUUAAACUCACCGAUGAUAUCUUUAUCAUUAUUUUUCACAUUUAUAGCUGCAAUGAGGACAAUGAGUUGCGAUUUUAAUGAUCAAAUCAUUUUGGACGAUUCGAUUGGAUAAUUUAUGGUUAAUGUGCUCAUUGUGCUCUUUUUUCGUUUACUUGACGAUGCUAUGUCCUUCUACUGGUUUUGUAACAAUCCACUGUCCGUGUCAAACACGCUUUCAAUUUGUAUAGAGUCGCACAUUCCAUUAAAUAAUGGUUCAUAGUUAGUAACUGUAAAACAUGUGACAAGAUUACAUUUGCAGAAAAGAUAGUAGAAAAAUAUUGCGGCAUAGCAUCAGUCAGGUACGCGAUCGUAACGAUAGAGUGAGGCGUCAAAGCUGUGUUAUAAUUUAACAAUUCAUUACUCUUGUUUUAUUUUAUAGUUAUUUUUAUUCCUAAGUACGUUUAGAUAUAAAUUUUAUUUGGUAAAGUAGUUAAUCGUUUCUUAAAACUCUAGAAAAAACUUGUACCUUGAUUUGUUUAUUUGAUAAUUUAGUUUUAUUAAAUUUGAUAUUGAUGGUUAUUCAUGACAAUCAAGUGAGUUUGUCGCGCUCUAGCGGUCUCACUAAAGUCUCCAGCUGCCGUUGCACACAACGUGGCCGGUCCCCGUCGAUGCGGUAUCCAUUAUGUAUGUUCGCACGAGUGCUAACUUCAUCAAUGGCCACCUUAGGGGACAACGAAUCUGCAUGUAAUAUCAAUAUCGCAAUUGAUACCGGAGAAGUUUGGCGCUUUUUUAGCAUUCACAAGUUUCAUGGGAACUUAUUUUAAGUUUUGGCGAUUCAAAACUUUAACUAUAAGUUAGAGAGUUAUAUUUUAAAGUUUCUAAUUAUUUAUUUAUAUGUUCAAUGUUUUCGAAUUCCGGUAAUAGCUGCUAGGUAUUUGCUGACAAUGCAAUCAUUGAACAUUUGAUUUUAUUCUUUGUUGUUUUCGUUUGAUUUCAUACGAGAAUUUUACGUAAAUAAAGUGUGUGAUAUAUAAUUCAUAUUUUAAUUUUCCAUCUUAUUUGUGGUAGCUAACUGCUGAGAUUGAGACCUAUUUGUCGGAUUAUUAGCUAUUUAUUAUGGUUUUGAAGACUUUUGUUGCCUGGUAUUUUACUAGAAUUUAGUCGUAGUGUUAGUCGAAGUAUGGUAAUGUUAGAAGCUUUGCAGUUCAUGAAUUACAAUGUACAAUGCGUAAACUUAUUGGACACUUGGGUACCGCGCUUGGUCAACUGAUGAAUCUCUAGGCGCAUGCAUCUAUGUCGGUUCCUUAUUAUACAAUAUACCUAUUUAUUACAAUUAGACAUUGUGCGACGUAGAUUUGUAGCAACUAUUGAGUUCCAAAGCACGGUGCCGAGUUUCGUAUCAUUAUUCAUUACACUCGCUUAAUCAAUGUAAAUUCGUAAAUACACAAUAACCGAGGAGAUUAUUAUGAACAUGUAAUUGGAGAGAGCUGACCCUUACUUUCACAAACAAAUGAUGUAAUUAGAAUUAAUGUAACUAUGUAAUGGUUUCAGAUACCUUUUCUUGUUAAGAAAUAUUUUUGAAUUUUGGAAUUUCUAUGCAGAUCUAAAGAUGUUUUGUGAAUAAGGGCCAUUGCAAAAUACUUUGUUUAGUGUUUCUCGGUGCACUAAUGAUCCCCAAUCCAUUACAUUCUAGUCAUUUUAGAUAAUUUCCUAAAGUUCAAGUACAAACACGUGGUUUGUCAUUAUCUACACUGUUCUAUGAGAUCCUCACUCCUUAUUUAGUUCCUGUUUCAUUAGCUUAUUGCAGAUUAAUUUCUCAUCGAUCCAUUCAUUGGGUUAAUAUUUCAUGUUGUAUGUGUUGUAAUAAUAUAUAAAUAUAAAAUGGUGUACAUAAGUAAAUGCUCAGGCUCUCUCUGAUUACACCAGUAGAAAGAAUGUAUUGGUAUAAAAUAAAGCUAUGAUUAAUACCUAUAAUCUCUUUGACAUAUUAUGGCAGUCGCCUAUUAUUUGAAGCUUGCGAAAUAUAUUGUAUGUUUAAAUAAGCUGUUUGUAUUACAAUUAUCGAGUAAUGUAGGUAAGAACUGCUCUCAUCUCAUUAUAUGCUUACCAUAAGUACGAUGUCGUAAAAUGUCUAUCUCUGUAACCAUAAUGCAAAAUUCUUGAGCGACGCUUGUAGAGUUUGUCAGGAAAGUGACGAAACCAAAGGUCAAACCUUGCGAUUCGUAUACUUAUUAGGUACUUUUUACAUAUAUUACUCUACAACGCACUCAUUGUCAAGGUAUUUAUGUAUAGAUACAUAGCAAUAUCUAAUCUGAUUGGAAUUAAAUAUCCGGAAUAUCGUACUGAAUUAAGAAACACAUAAGCAGCCUGCUCUGGAAUCAAAAGGAACUAACCAGGAACCUCGCAGGACUAGAUAGCUCACAUUGUCAUACAACGUCUAUUCUAUUAGUAUUUCUAAUUCGUUAAAUUUUAUAUUCAUACAAAAAUAAAUGUUAAAUUUUCCAUUUUAAUGUUAUUAACUCAAAGCACGCUAUGAGUACGAGGAUGGUGGGCGCGGGAAGUCGCUGGCGCUUUUCGCUCAAACAUAUACCUAAUUAUAUCUCUGUUUGUCCUGUUCUGAUGGAUGGGACAAUGAUAAGAAAUUUAACAUAUUUUCUAUCUAAUGAAUUGAGUUUUGGGAAAGUGUAGAACGAACUGUAUUGUUUAUAAUGCUUUCUGUUCCUGGGAGGUUGCUGGUGUUUCAAAAUUAAUCCCGUAUAUGCGGUGAUCUUUUCAUGAAAUUCAGAUGCAUAAUUCGGAUAUCUUCUUAUAUCAAAUAGUUUGUGAAAAUAAUUUUGCUUCAACACUGCUUUAUUUUGUCAAAAUUUAUAUAGAGAAUAUAACUACCAAUUUAUCAUAGAAUUUGGUUUAAUAUUUUCUGUAAAUAAAUCAAUUAAAUAUCUAAUUUAUUUUA